Molecule: messenger RNA, 1360 nt
Organism: Aspergillus wentii DTO 134E9
Lineage: Eukaryota; Fungi; Ascomycota; Eurotiomycetes; Eurotiales; Aspergillaceae
Product: ribonuclease III
Exons: 2
Coding region: 37-1095 (352 amino acids)
Biological process (GO): rRNA processing; regulation of gene expression; primary miRNA processing
Cellular component (GO): nucleus
Molecular function (GO): ribonuclease III activity; double-stranded RNA binding
Source: RefSeq, a predicted model, not a curated record
GUAACUUUGGAGUUCGCUUUGCAUGUAUGCGAGCAUAUGGAUUCGAAACGAAAGUCAAGCUGUACUUCCCCAGCCAAUCAUCAAUACAAAAGAGUCAAGGAGCGAUCUACAAAGGUGCUCUCAGUCAAACAAGACGAAGCUCGAUCUCGCCUCGAUCUGCUAAGGAAAUUGGUUCGCGAAAUUAAUGACAGUCAUCAAUCUUUCCAACACCAUGCCGCCGAGGCUGGAUCCGAUAUCAUGCUAGCGACUGCCGAACUGGAUAAAGCAUUUCGUCUUCCAAGAAACUCGCCGUCGCUUUUGGCAUCGCCUAGUAUUUACUGCCCAGAAAAGCCACGUGAAAUUUCUGAGGAAGCAUCAUCAGGGCAUGAACGGGAACACAGUUUACCUAAACUACCGCCUAUUGUCGAUCCAUUUCUUGAGAAGGCUGUGUUCACACAUCCCGGUGUGAGCAACGAUACUAAAGGCUCUUAUGACCGACUCGAAAUCCUUGGGGACGCUUACAUCGAACUUAUGGCUACAAAAUUGAUUUGGAAUAGAUUUCAGGAGCUUCCUUCCGGUCGGAUAUCACAGAUACGGGAGCUUCUAGUUAAGAAUGAAACCCUUUCUGAGUAUGCGACCAGCUAUGGCUUUGAUCGCAGGGCUUCGGUGCCACAUGAUUACUUGACCCAACCUAGGCGAUGGACUAAAACAAAGGGUGAUAUUUUCGAGGCUUAUGUCGCUGCUAUCAUACUUUCUGAUCAAGCCAAUGGUUACAGGCAAGCUGAAGAAUGGUUAACGCAGCUAUGGUUGCCAAAGAUCGCUGGCUUUGGGGUCCAGGCGUCAGAUAUGCAAGGUAAAGAAGCACUGGCAAAGCAGAUAAUGGGUAAAGGAAUCAAACUCAAGUAUGUUGAUGAAAAACCCCCUCUUCAACUGGGAAGAGGGAUGCAGAGAUUUUUCAUUGGGGUAUAUCUUACAGGUUGGGGGUGGACUAGUAAACAUUUAGGCUCUGGUCAGGGUCUCAAUAAGACAGCUGCUGGGGAUGAAGCAGCACGUCAGGCUUUGCUGAAUGAGUCUCUCAUCAAUGAGAUUGUUGCAAAGAAAAAGGCAUGUAGGUAGAAGAUGGAAUAAUGUUAUUUAGAGUAUGCCAAAUCUCAAGUACAUUUCAGCCACAUAUGAAUUCACAUUUAUGUAUUUAUGGUAAUGUGGCUUUAAGAUAGUGUUCUCUGAUGGGGGGUUUGGGAGGUUUAGCAGUUGUAGGUCAGCAUGGGUUUACUGAAAAGAGCAACUUAACUAGGUAAUAUUAAGUAGACAGUUAUUCCUUCAUCUGGUGUUUUGUUCAUUUUAGCAUAUUUUAUAGCCUUGGCACUCCUGAUUAUUAGUG